UUCUCCCUUUCUUCUCCGGGGGUCGCCUCGCCUUAAAAAAAAUUUGCGAAAAACACAAAAAAAAAAAGAAGAAGAAAAAACCCCUCAAUUUUCUCAAUCCAAAUCAAUCCCAGAAAUCCACACAAUUAAUUGUCAGUGAUCCUGAACCAUGUCGGAAUUUGCUAACACCGAUUCCGAGGGGAUCGACGGAGUUCGUAUGACUUGGAAUGCGUGGCCGCGUACCAAAGUUGAAGCUAGCAAAUGCGUCGUCCCCCUCGCUGUCUCCAUCUCGCCGAUCCGUUCCCACCCUGAAAUCCCCACGCUCCCUUACGCGCCUCUCCGAUGUAAGACCUGCUCUGCGGCGCUCAAUGCCUUCGCGCGCGUCGACUAUACUGCCAAGAUCUGGAUCUGUCCCUUCUGUUAUCAGCGCAACCAUUUUCCCCCUCACUAUGCCAUGAUCUCCGAGACCAAUUUCCCCUACGAGCUAUACCCUCAGUACACCACCGUAGAGUAUGAGCUGCAGCCCAAUCACGAUCCCCGCAACCCCGCCAACCCCCCGCAAUCGCCGCCGGUAUUUGUUUUCGUGCUUGAUACCUGCAUGAUCGAGGAGGAGAUGGGAUUCGUCAAAUCGGCUUUGAAGCAGGCCAUCGGGCUGCUGCCGGAGCAUGCCCUUGUGGGGUUCGUGUCCUUUGGGACACAGACACAGGUGUACGAACUGGGUUUCUCCGAUAUGUCCAAAGUUUAUGUCUUUCGUGGCAGUAAAGAGAUUUCCAAGGAACAAGUGCUGGAGCAAUUGGGUCUAGGUGCUUCGGGAAGGAGGCCGGUGGCAGGGUAUCCAAAACACCUGCAAAAUGGAAUUCAAAAUGCCAGUAUCAACCGGUUCUUGUUGCCUGCCUCCGAGUGCGAGUACACUCUCAUUUCGCUAUUGGAUGAGUUACAAAGAGAUCAAUGGCCAGUUCCACCAGGGCACAGGGCGUCCAGGUGCACAGGGGUGGCGUUGAGUGUUGCAGCCGGAUUGCUUGGGGCCUGUUUGCCUGGAACGGGCGCUAGAAUUGUUGCGUUGGUUGGUGGUCCAUGCACUGAAGGGCCUGGCACGAUUGUGUCAAAAGAUUUGUCAGAACCUGUGCGUUCUCAUAAAGAUCUUGACAAGGAUGCUGCACCAUAUUUUAAGAAAGCAGUUAAAUUUUAUGAGAAUCUGGCCAAGCAGCUUGUCGACCAGGGGCAUGUUCUAGACCUUUUUGCAUCUGCACUUGAUCAGGUUGGGGUAGCAGAAAUGAAAGUUGCAGUUGAAAAAACUGGUGGCCUGGUUGUUCUAUCUGAGAGUUUUGGCCAUUCUGUAUUCAAGGACUCUUUCAAGCGCAUGUUUGAAGAUGGGGAACAAUCUCUUGGCCUCUGUUUUAAUGGAACACUUGAGAUCAAUUGUUCAAAGGACGUAAAAAUCCAGGGGAUCAUUGGACCUUGCACUUCUAUGGAAAAGAAAGGGCCUAAUGUUGCUGACACUGUUAUUGGAGAGGGUAACACCACAGCUUGGAAACUGUGUGGCCUUGACAAGAGUACUUGUUUGACAGUUUACUUUGAUCUUUCAUCAAGUGAGAAGCCUAAUGCACAGGGCGUGAAUCAGCAGUUGUAUUUGCAGUUUCUUACAAGUUAUCAAAACCCUGAAGGUAAAACAUUGCUUCGAGUCACAACAGUAACUAGACAAUGGGUAGACAGUGCCGUUAGCUCAGAGGAAUUGGUACAAAACUUCGAUCAGGAAACUGCCGCUGUUGUAGUGGCAAGAUUAACUUCCCUGAAAAUGGAGAUAGAGGAGGGAUUUGAUGCAACACGGUGGUUGGAUCGAAAUCUCAUUCGUCUUUGCUCCAAAUUUGGUGAAUAUCGGAAGGAUGAUCCUACUUCGUUUACUUUAAACCCUUGUUUUUCAUUGUUUCCUCAGUUUAUGUUUAAUUUGCGGCGAUCACAAUUUGUACAGGUUUUCAACAACAGCCCAGAUGAAACGGCCUAUUUUCGAAUGUUGUUAAACCGGGAGAAUAUUACCAAUGCAGCUGUCAUGAUUCAACCAUCUCUAAUAUCAUAUUCAUUCAAUUCACUGCCCCAGCCUGCAUUGUUGGAUGUGGCUUCCAUUGCAGCUGAUCGGAUACUCUUACUGGAUUCAUAUUUCAGUGUUGUUAUCUUUCAUGGAAUGACUAUAGCGCAGUGGCGAAACCUGGGUUACCAGAAUCAGCCUGAACACCAAGCAUUUGCACAACUACUGCAAGCACCUCAAGUUGAUGCCCAGAUGAUCAUUCGGGAUCGUUUCCCUGUCCCUAGACUGGUUGUGUGUGAUCAGCAUGGAUCACAGGCAAGAUUUUUAUUGGCAAAGCUAAAUCCAUCAGCAACAUACAACAAUGCCAAUGAUAUAGCUGCUGGGUCAGAUGUAAUCUUCACCGAUGAUGUGAGCCUGCAAGUAUUCUUUGAGCAUCUUCAGAGGUUGGCCGUGCAAUCUUGAUAGCAGAUAGACAGUUGAAAGACUUGGUCUUUUGAUACGUGAAAUUCAUUCCUCAAAGUUCAAGUUAAUUUACCCUCCCUUACAUCCUCUGAUUCCAUUCAAAUUUAGUUCUUUUCCUUUCUUUCUAUGACUUUAACAACGAGAGAUCGACCCCACAUUUUUGGAAAAAUAAGGAGAGCAAGCAUCAUUCUUUGGGGUUGAGGGGAAGUUCUUGCUUCCUUGAAGGAAUAAGGGACACAAAGGUGGGUUGAGUUGUAAGGAAAGGAAGGUUUCUACGUUUGAAGAUCCUUGUUAGGUUGCCUUGGGGGGGGAAUCUGGAAAAUGCUUUUGCACAGUUUUGCCAUCAUCUCAUUUUGUAUCGAUAGGCGUCACUGGAUUGUGGUUUUGUGUAUCUGAUUUUUAAGCAAAAUAUAUACCGGUUGGGGAGAAAGGGCUCCAGUCUAGGUUGAGGAUGUUGGAUGUAAGUCAUUGGGAUUUGUUUUGUUUUUUUAACUUUUGUUUUGUUAGACCCUCGUGUCUGUGUUGUUGUGUC
This is a messenger RNA of Rubroshorea leprosula, 2996 nucleotides long. The record is from the annotation of a GenBank genome assembly. NCBI's taxonomy places the organism in Eukaryota, Viridiplantae, Streptophyta, Magnoliopsida, Malvales, Dipterocarpaceae.